UCUUACACCUAAUUACGGCACUUUAUAUGCAAAAAUCUGUUCAUUUAAGUCAUAAGAUAGAGUGAAAUAAAGAAAUCAAGACCAAAAACUGGGUUAUAAUUCACCAACAGUUAUGACCAGGAUGUAUUUUAUGUUAGUGACUUCAAUAUUUACUUUGGUUUUCACUGGGACCAGUCAGGCACAAGCCCUAACAUCAGAACAAAUCCUCAGUAGGAUUACCGAUUUAGAAAUCAAAGACAGGGAACAGUCUGUGAUCAAUGCUAAACUACUGGAAAUGGUUGCUGAACAAAGAGAACAACUGGUACGGAAAGAGUUAACCCUACAGCAACUGCUGAAACAAGUACAUCGACUUAAACAGCAAGAAUCAACAGUUCAGGACCUACUGACACAGGUCACCAAUUUAAAAUCAACUGUAGCCAUCCUAAAAACCACAAUUGCAAGUCUGGCUAGCAAAGGUGAAGAGAACGUCAGAGAGGACACUGAAACCAUGUCAACCACUGGAAAAGAGAACAAACUUUUACUCAGAAAAACAGCUGAAAACCAAGACAACAAAGCAACAGAUAAAGCUGAUACUCAGAAAAUAAAUCAAAGAAAUGUUCAAGUACCCUUGUCGCCGUUUGAUCUUGUGAACACAAACACAUCCGGACUGGUAGCCUUCCAUGCUGUGACUGACUAUCAACAACUCUUCAACCUCAGUCUGAAUCAAAACAUCGUCUUUGAGACUGUCCUACUAAAUCUUGCCUCAGCCUACGAUAAUAAUCGAGGGGUUUUCGUAGCUCCAACAAACGGUUUAUAUCUCUUCUCAACUUCUGUCUUGUCAUAUGACAGAGACAAGGUCAUUUAUGUUGACCUUGUAAAAAGUGGCACAGUACUAGCAAGUAUGCAGGGGCAUGGUGACCAAACCUCUGUUACUGCAGUAACACAACUCAAUGCUGCAGAUGAAGUCUCUGUCAGACUGUUCUGCUGUACUGUAAAUUCAGUGUAUGGAAAAAGAUAUACCAGCUUCAACGGGCUACUCCUCAAAGCAUUAUAAACUGUAGCAUGAAAAUGUUUUGCUUAAAAUAAAAAGAAAUCUUAUCCUUACUUAGCAGAAGGUCAUAUCAUUAGAAAAUAAUAUUUUGGAAUGUCAAAAUUUUUAGUAUAACUGAGAAAUAUAAAUAAAGUGUUGUUCUCUUUAACAAUAAA
Mercenaria mercenaria is the source of this 1185-nucleotide messenger RNA. RefSeq lists its product as uncharacterized. Gene Ontology annotation, molecular function: protein binding. The transcript is spliced from 3 exons. Bases 113 to 1033 code for a protein of 306 amino acids. The record is from RefSeq and is a predicted model, not a curated record. NCBI's taxonomy places the organism in Eukaryota, Metazoa, Mollusca, Bivalvia, Venerida, Veneridae.